CUCGCCCUCUUCACUCGCUAAGAAAGUUUAGAGAGAGAGAGACACAGUUGGGAAAACAGAGAGAGCGAGCAGACGGAAAAUACUAAUUGUAACACUGGUGUGAAAGAUGUCGAAGGAAGUGAGCGAAGAGGGGCAUAGCCACCACCAUGGCAAAGACUACGUCGACCCUCCACCCGCACCUCUCAUUGACAUGGCAGAACUCAAGCUCUGGUCUUUCUACCGAUCACUCAUCGCCGAGUUCAUCGCAACCCUCCUCUUCCUCUACAUCACCGUAGCCACCGUCAUCGGCUAUAAGAAGUCCGAUCCCUGUAACAGCGUCGGCCUUCUCGGUGUGGCUUGGGCUUUUGGAGGCAUGAUCUUCGUCCUUGUCUACUGCACCGCCGGUAUCUCUGGUGGUCAUAUCAACCCGGCUGUGACGUUCGGGUUGUUCUUGGCCAGGAAGGUGUCGCUGAUACGGGCUGUGGCGUACAUGGUGGCACAGUGCUUGGGAGCCAUUUGUGGUGUUGGUUUGGUUAAGGCUUUCAUGAAGCACGACUACAACACGCAAGGUGGCGGAGCCAACUCAGUGGCUCCUGGGUACAGCGAGGGCACAGCUUUGGGUGCUGAGAUCAUUGGUACCUUUGUGCUGGUCUACACUGUUUUCUCUGCCACUGACCCGAAGAGGAGCGCACGUGACUCACACGUCCCUGUGUUGGCUCCACUGCCUAUUGGGUUUGCCGUGUUCAUGGUGCACUUGGCCACCAUCCCCAUCACCGGUACUGGUAUUAACCCAGCUAGGAGCUUUGGUGCUGCUGUUAUCUACGACCAUGAGAAAAUCUGGGAUGAACAUUGGAUAUUCUGGGUUGGUCCAUUUGUGGGAGCACUGGCCGCAGCAGCAUACCACCAGUACAUCCUGAGAGCAGCUGCUAUCAAAGCUUUGGGAUCCUUCCGCAGCAACCCCUCCAACUAAAAAGAGAUGAAAAGCAGAAUCCCCACCUUGAAACGAAACGUUUACUUUUUUUUAUUUUUUGUCUCAUUUCUCUCUCGCCGCCUACCUGUUUUGUUUGCGUGCAUUCGAGGAUGUUAGUGAGGGUGACCUUUCUCUUGCUCUUGUUUUAUUUAUAACUUGAAUAUUUUGUUGUUAGCAUUGUUAAUGGGUGUGUAUUAUAUUUAUUCAUGGGUACUGCUGCUGCUUUUAUAGUC
This is a messenger RNA of Carya illinoinensis, 1182 nucleotides long. RefSeq names its product probable aquaporin PIP2-8. Gene Ontology annotation, cellular component: plasma membrane. NCBI's taxonomy places the organism in Eukaryota, Viridiplantae, Streptophyta, Magnoliopsida, Fagales, Juglandaceae. Gene Ontology annotation, biological process: transmembrane transport. The transcript is spliced from 4 exons. The record is from RefSeq and is a predicted model, not a curated record. The coding region runs from base 107 to 949 and encodes 280 amino acids. Gene Ontology annotation, molecular function: water channel activity.